Molecule: messenger RNA, 6151 nt
Organism: Chiroxiphia lanceolata (lance-tailed manakin)
Lineage: Eukaryota; Metazoa; Chordata; Aves; Passeriformes; Pipridae
Gene: RBM19
Product: RNA binding motif protein 19
Exons: 25
Coding region: 119-2977 (952 amino acids)
Molecular function (GO): RNA binding
Source: RefSeq, a predicted model, not a curated record
CCCCCGGCCCACGUGACCCGCUGGGAACAUGGCGGCGCCCACGGCGCAGCGUGCGCGGCGCUGAGAGCGGCGGGUCCGAGCGCUCCGGGCUCCCCUCCCCGCGGGUCCUGUCGCUGACAUGUCGCGGCUUAUCGUGAAGAACCUCCCCAAUGGGAUGAAGGAGGAUCGCUUCAGGAAACUGUUUGCUGCCUUUGGAACACUGACUGACUGUUGCUUGAAGUUCACCAAGGAUGGCAAGUUCAGGAAAUUUGGCUUCAUUGGCUACAGGUCUGAAGAUGAAGCUCAAACGGCCCUGAAGCAUUUCAACAAAAGCUUCAUAGACACUUCCAGGAUCACGGUGGAGUUAUGCAAGUCUUUUGGUGACCCUUCAAAACCCAAAGCGUGGAGUAAACACUCUCAGAAGGUUCCUGCCUCAGAAAAACAGACAGAGAAGCCUGUGGCAAGUGCAGCUCCUGCAGCCCCAAAGAAAGAUAAAAAGAAGAAAGAUCCCACGGAUAACUUGAAGGAGCUGGAAGAAGAUAAAAAAUUCCAGGAGUUCUUGGUGGUUCACCAGAAACGGUCUCAGGUGGCCACCUGGGCUAAUGACACUUUGCCAGAGGAGCCCAAGAAGAGCAAACCAACAGCAGCAGCUGAUUAUCUCAACUUUGAUUCUGAUGAGUCUGAGGAGCUGAGUGAGGAUGGGGAUGAGCCCUCUGAAGAUGAGGAGGAAACUAAAGCAACAAAGAAAGGAGGGAAGAAGGCAGCUAACAGCAAAGACCUCUCAGAUAUGGAGUACCUGAAAUCUAAAGUGGUGAAGGAUUCUUCCUCCUCCUCCAGCACAGAGGAAGAAACAGAUACUGAGGAGGAGGUGGAAGAGGAAAGUGAGACUGAGGAGGAUUCAGGCAUUGCAGAAACCAUUGGCACCUGCACAGAUAAAAAGGGGAAGGUAAAAGCCCAACACACACAGCAAGAGACACCAGUGGAGAAGAAGAAGAAAAAAGGAUCUACAGUAGAGAACCAAGGCAGCUCAGCAGAAGCCAGCACCCCGUUCACCGUGAAACUUCGCGGUGCCCCCUCGAACAUCACUGAGGAAAAGAUUCGUGAGUUCUUCUUGCCUCUGAAGCCAGUGGCAGUUAGGAUAGGAAAAAACACCCAGGGGAAGAAUUCAGGUUACAUCUUUGUUGACUUGAAGAGUGAAGCAGAAGUGCAGAGGGCCUUGAAGAGAAAAAAAGAAUACAUGGGUGGACGAUGUGUUGAGGUCUCCCGAUGCAGGAACACCCCAAAAGAAACUGUUCCAGCAAAACCCACCAACCAGCCAUGGCAGAGAAGGCUGAGGGAUGAUGAGGAGGAAGAGGACUUGUCUGAAUCAGGGAGACUCUUUGUCAGGAAUCUUCCCUUUACGAGCACCGAGGAGGACUUGGAGAAGAUCUUUUCAAAGUAUGGGCCCCUCUCGGAGAUCCAUUUCCCUAUUGACAGACUGACCAAGAAGCCCAAAGGAUUUGCUUUCAUCACCUACAUGAUUCCUGAGCACGCUGUGAAGGCCUUUGCAGAAUUGGAUGGGCAGGUGUUCCAGGGCAGGAUGAUGCAUCUUUUACCAUCCACGAUCAAAAAGGAGAAAAUCGAAGAUGGGGAUGCAGAAGAAUCUUCCUCCUACAAAAAGCGCAAAGAGGCCAAGGACAAAGCCAACAGUGCCAGCUCUCACAACUGGAACACGCUGUUUGUGGGGACCAACGCUGUGGCUGAUGCCAUGGCUCAGAAGUACAAUGCUUCCAAAAGCCAAGUGCUGGAUCCUGAGAGUAAAGACAGCGUGGCAGUGAGAGUUGCUCUGGGAGAAACCGAGCUGGUCCAGGAAAUUCGCCGGUUCCUCAUUGAAAACGGAGUCAGCCUGGAUUCCUUCAGUCAGGCUGCUGGGGAGCGGAGCAAGACGGUGAUCCUGGUGAAGAACCUCCCGGCCGGCACGAGCCCGGCGGAGCUGGAGGACGUGUUCGGCCAACACGGCAGCCUGGGCCGGGUGCUGCUGCCAGAGGGGGGGAUCACGGCCAUCGUGGAGUUCCUGGAGCCAACAGAGGCCAAGCAGGCGUUCACCAGGCUGGCCUACUCCAAGUUCCAUUCUGUGCCGUUGUAUCUGGAAUGGGCUCCAAUGGGUGUCUUCUUAAGCCCAGCCCCUCAGAAAAAAAAGGCUGAGGUUCCAGAAAAGGAGGAUGAAGCAGGGCUGGUACCAGGUAAAGCUCUAAAGGACUCAGGGGAAGCAGCGGCACAGGAAGAAGAGGAGGAAGAAGAGGAGGAGGAGGAAGAAAACAUUCCUGGGUGUACUUUGUUCAUCAAAAACCUCAAUUUUGCCACCACAGAAGACACACUGAAGGAGACAUUCUCCAAAGUGGGAGCCCUGAAGAGCUGCACAAUAUCCAAGAAGAAAGACAAAGCAGGCACUUUGCUUUCCAUGGGCUUUGGAUUUGUGGAGUACAAGAAGCCAGAGAGUGCCCAGAAAGCCUUACGCCGGCUCCAGGGCUGCUCUGUAGAUGGCCAUAAGCUGGAAGUGAAACUCUCAGAGAGAGCUAUCAGGCCUGCUGUGAAACCCUCCCGAAAGAAGCAGACUGCCAAGAAGCAGAAGACCUCCAAGAUCUUGGUCCGAAACAUCCCCUUCCAGGCCACUGUCAGGGAAGUCAGGGAGCUCUUCAGCACCUUUGGAGAGCUGAAGACUGUCCGGCUGCCCAAGAAAAUGGCAGGAACUGGAUCCCACCGAGGCUUCGGGUUUGUGGAUUUUGUCACCAAGCAGGAUGCCAAGAAAGCCUUCAACGCCCUGUGCCACAGCACACAUUUGUACGGCCGGAGGCUGGUCCUGGAGUGGGCAGACACGGAGGAGACGCUGGAGGCCCUGAGACGGAAAACAGCCGACCAUUUCCACGACUCCCCAAAGAAGAAAAAACGAUCAGAGGUUUUGAAUGAAAUCCUAGAGCACCUGGAAGAGGAGGAGAGCAACAAAGAUGAGGACAUGUAACAGCUGCCUGGUGUCUGGUGAGGUCUCUGGCUGAUGGAUGGAGCAGGAGAAGCCUCCAUGAGGACUCAGCAGCCAGCACACUUGUUGCCAGUGCCGUCCACUCGCCCUGCGAACCCCAGGGCUGAUUUAUGCCAUGGGUCCAGCUCUCGGUGUUCCCAGCCUUUUAAACAGACCUUUAAUUCAGAGCAGGAGGAAAAAACCCUUGUCUGCCAGCAGCUCCUGCCCGAGCAUCACUCCUUAAAUCCAGGCAGGGAUGUGAUUCCCUUCAUCUCAGAAGCCGCCCAACCUGGUGGAAGAGGAACUUGGGGCGAUGGACACUUCCCUGCUGACCCCGGGGACUCGGGAACCCGCUUUUAACGUCUGAACUAAAUGGCAAUUUCUGUACAUUAAAAACCACACGUGUAUUUUAAGUUUUCCACAGGGAAUCACGUCUGGGGUUUGCUUGGGUUGGUUUGUUUGAUACAUCUUUGCCACAGGCAGGUAGUUCUGCUGGGCUGAUGGGGAGAUAAGCGUGUUUUUGGGAGGGAGGCCUGGGGUUUGCCACGCUGGGCUUUGUGCCUGUGUCAUUUCUGUCCCUGCUCUCAGGCAGUCGCCUCCCGUCUCUCCCUUCCCAGCUUUCAAAGGGAAAGAGGCUUUGCUUUUCAACCAGGGUACCGCUUUACAUAUGUAGGCAGCUGAUAAAGUAUUUUCACUUCGCCCCUUUCCCCUCUGGGAAUCGCUGUCUUACGGCAAAACUGUUUUGUCUGACAAGGGCUGCAACAGAUUACACGUGUUGGCUGCAAACAUGGGGCCUUUUCCCCCCCCCCCUUUUUUUUUUCUUUAUGAGAACCACAUGCCUUUAAAAAAAAAAAAAUCUCUAUCUCUGCACUGCCACGAGGAGGUUUUUUUUUUUGCCUCAAGUCCCCAGGAGCGGCCCCGUGUUCAGAUCUGCCUGUGGCAUCAAACCUCCCGGGUGAUGCACCUGCCCAGUUUGUUUUUCUCACAUGAGGUUAAUUUGAACCUGAAUCCAUGAAAAUGCCACUGAUUCUGUCAGUGUCGCUCAUUCUGAGCCCUUCAGCUGGGUUUGAGGUGGGAUAUUUUGGGACCCCUCGGCAUCAGCACCCCCAGCGCCCAUGGAGAUCAGCAGGACUCGGAGGAGCUGAGGACCAAGCUCCAAGUUUCACGCUGACAACCACAGCAGGGAGCCACAUGUGAUGGACUCAGUGGCUCGGGGACAUCCCCUUUCCAACCCAAACAUGGGUUAUAGAUUUCUCCCAUCUUUAACUGGGAGCCAGGUGGGAAAAGUUUGGGCUCUGCUUUUCAAAUUGGCUGUUUAGGCACUGAAAACCUUAAAACCCUCAGCUGGCUCCAGCAGGAGAGGGACAGAGCCAGGAAACCCUUGCUCCCAGGCUCCAUCUCCUGAGCUGCCCCUUCCAGAAAUGUCCCUUGUCCUCCCAGCAGCACUGGCACCCAGAGGGAAGGGCUUGGAGAAGGUGGAUUUAGGCACCAAGGAUGAAGGGAACACCAGGAUUCAUGGAUGUUUCACUGUUAAGAAGCUGCACACCAGGGCUGAGACGUGGCCAGGUUUCAGAGAGAGAAAAAUGAGGACACUGCAGUGCCUUGGAGUGGGCACCCAAAACUGGGGAUGCCUGAGGGGGCUUUGGAGGAGAGGAACCCUGGGAGGGGGGACAAUUCAUCACAAACUAACCCAGGCAGUACUUUAUGUGCUUUCAGGGGGAAAUACGAGAUGAUUAGUGAUGGGUUUGAAGAAUUAGGGUGUGUCACUGCAGGUGGAAGGCAGCUCAGGAGAAAGCUGCUCUCCAGGAGGGAUCCUGGCUGGGAGGUGAUAUCCAAGUCAGGGAACCCAGACUGGGUGCCAUGGGGAAAUGUGAGCUUCCUGAAGCACGAGGUUAAGACAUGAGGUUUAGUUUAACUUCUGAAACCAGAAACUUGUCAUUUCGCAUUAUGUUUUGUGUGUCACAGAGGACCUGGAGUCACACUGGGGUGCCAGCAGCUCUCCUUGUGCCACUGCUGAUGGAUGCUAGUCCUGCCUGCUCCCAAAAACCUCUGGGGACCUCAGCACUGAGCAGACUUUGGACCUGGGCACCAUCCAUCAGUUGUGUCAGCACUGAGGAUGCUCAGACCUGGGGAGAAGCUGUGGUUGCCUCAAGUGUUGGUGAUCCCACUGGAUCCACCUGGCUUUUUCUGAAGGAGAAAGCCCCACAGCAGCACAGUCUGACUGCAGACUGAGAACACCAUCCUUCUGGGCACGUCAGGAUGGGCAUUUUCAUGCCCAAGGACACCCAGAGGCGAUGUGAAGCCCAACCUGCUCUUUUCCAAAUUAAUGCCUUCCUUUCCCCCCCCCCCAUUUUCACAUUCUCACUCAUGAAAUCCCAUCGAAGCAGCAGGUCCAGGUCCAGGGAAUACUUUGCUUCCCCCGAGUUGUUUGUGGAGAUAAUUAACUGUGUGUUCUCUCAGCUGAGACCUGCCAUGGCAGCGCUGAGUGAAGGGAGCCCGAGGCCUGCGGCGGCGGUGGGGGAUGGAUGGGGAGAACCAUGGAUGGAAAGCACAGGAGGAACCAGCUGAGAGUGACCCUCACUGUGGUGUUUGCCAGGUGGGACCAGCCACCACGGGCUGCCCCUUCUCCUGGUCUCUAACUGUCCCCCAGCCUCAGGCCAUUCAGCUUUGGGGACAUCCUUUUUGCCCUUUUCCAGCUUCUCUGUGAGCUUCCUCCCCUCCUGCAGAUGUGGCCGCAGCUCUGGUCCAUACCAUGACACAGUGAUGAUCCUGCUUGGUGCUUUUCCCAGCAUUCCCAUCUUUUCCUAGUGAUUUCUGACCUUGAGCCUCCCAUUACUUCCCACUCCUGUUCCUUACAGAGCCAGGUCUGACGAUGCUCCCGGCGGUCGGGGGGGACACGGUGGGUCACGGCCCUUGGUUCAGCCCAGGGCACUGCCUGCUGCACAGGGUGACACUGCCAGGCCAGGCAAGGCCACCUGCACCCCAGAACCUCCCCAGGCUCUUCCCAGGUCUGGCAACAUCCUGGUGCCCCCCAGCAGCCCCUGGCUCUCCAUAAAGCCCCUGCUCUCCUCACACUGCGGUGCCUGGGUAACUGAGAAGUAAUUAGUGCCGCUUGCUAUGGCAAGUAGUGCCCAAAUGUCAAGGAACAGCAAAGUUAUUAAACCUGUUUUUACUGCA